AUGGUUCUUAUUGGGCGAGAGAGAACACUGCCUAUCUCAAAUGCCGUCAUCACGCACAUAUCCGACCUGUCCUUGAAGUCACAACACAGGCAAGAUGGUCGCAUACUGGAGACAGGCAGGCCUAAGCUACAUCCGCUUCUCCGCUAUCUGCGCUAGCGCGGUGCGCGGUGCGCUGAAGCCGCAGUUCAAAACCGAGGCACUGAAGGCCGCAGAAGCCAACGUCAAAGUCCUCAAACCCAAACCAGCAGCAUAGCGAUGUGAGACCAUGAUUUAGUUUUUCCUGGUGUUGUGAGGUCCUAUCACCGUCCUGUCCUGCAGACAAUUAAGAAAGGAAGAAAAAAAAAAAUGGAUGAUAUCAAGAUGACCUGGUGGACUGUGGACCUGGAUGAAAUUGCUGUUUUACCUUUUCAUUUGUAAUUAAAACUGUAUUAAAGAUGAAUAUCAGAAGUACAA
Molecule: messenger RNA, 453 nt
Organism: Seriola aureovittata
Lineage: Eukaryota; Metazoa; Chordata; Actinopteri; Carangiformes; Carangidae
Gene: atp5f1e
Product: ATP synthase F1 subunit epsilon
Exons: 3
Coding region: 95-253 (52 amino acids)
Biological process (GO): proton motive force-driven mitochondrial ATP synthesis
Cellular component (GO): mitochondrial inner membrane
Molecular function (GO): proton-transporting ATP synthase activity, rotational mechanism
Source: RefSeq, a predicted model, not a curated record